Messenger RNA from Gambusia affinis (western mosquitofish), 1393 nucleotides. RefSeq names its product C-type lectin domain family 3, member Ba (gene clec3ba). The record is from RefSeq and is a predicted model, not a curated record. The transcript is spliced from 3 exons. NCBI's taxonomy places the organism in Eukaryota, Metazoa, Chordata, Actinopteri, Cyprinodontiformes, Poeciliidae. The coding region runs from base 286 to 882 and encodes 198 amino acids. Gene Ontology annotation, biological process: ossification; bone mineralization.
CUUACAUAUUGUGCAUUCUUGAUAAAUAACAGGAAAAUCCUUUGUCAUACUGUAAGAAAAGCUGACGGAUAGUGAAGAAAACUCAGCAAAAACAGCGACACAAACAACCGUUUGACAUCUGUAAAACAUUUAUCCUCCCUGUUACAAAAUUUCCUUUUACAUUCUGCCUUCACUUCGUCACGUGGGACCAAACAGUCUGCUCCUGAGCCUUUGCUCAGAGCUGAGAGGAGCUGCAGCAGCAAAUCAGUUUGUUUGCUGUGGAUUUCAGGUUUUUCCUCCUCAGUCAUGGAUCUCAGAAGGCUUCAGGUAACAUUUUGUCUUCUUCUGCUGCUGCCCUGCUCACUGCAGCAGACAACCUCCAAGAAGAGAAACGGAAAGAAAGACUCAGUAACAAGCGAUGCGAUCGAGAAGCUGCAGAAACGAAUCGAUGACAUUGUUCAGGAGCUGAACCUGCUGAAAGAGCACCAGGCCUUGCAGACUGUUUGUCUGAAAGGCACAAAGAUCCUGGGAAAGUGUCUCCUGGCCGAUCCAGUGAAAAAGACCUUCCACGCAGCCAACGAUGACUGCAUUGCCAAGGGAGGCAGCCUGAGCACCCCGCUGACGGCAGACGAGAACGACCAGCUUCACAGCUACGUUCGCCAGAGUGUCGGGCCAGAGGAGCAAAUCUGGCUGGGCGUCAAUGACAUGGUGAUGGACGGACACUGGGUGGACCAGACAGGCUCCAGCGUUCGCUUCAAAAACUGGGAGACCGAGAUCACCCACCAGCCCGACGGAGGGCACGCCCAGAACUGUGCCAUCUUGUCCACCACAGCCAAUGGGAAAUGGUUCGAUGAGAGCUGCAGAGCUGAAAAGGCCUCGGUGUGUGAGUUUAACAUCGUCUGAGAGGUUUACUGCCACUCUUUCAACUCUGAUGUCUCUCUAUGCAGAUAUCAGCGUUAAACUGAAACAAAUUUAAGCUGCAGUUUUCUUUAGACCUCUGUUUCUACAUGUCGUUAUACGAAAAGAACAUUAAAUGACACAGUAUAAGCUACUCACUAGAAGCUUUAUGUGAAUUAUAAAAAUACUCAUGUUUGUGUUAAAAUAUAUCAGUAUGGCUUGUCUGUGUAUUGUGUGCUAUAUGUAAUCAAAUCUGCUUUAUAGCUGAAGAACAAUUAUAUGUUUUCUGUGGCGUCUUUCUGGCUUUUAUUUCCACAAGUUUAUUGUAUGACAUAAUAUUGAUAAAAAUGUACAGUUAUCCUCUGGAUCUGUAAAAAUGGUUUUGUUCAAAGGCUCAUUAAAGGACGUCUUUGCAGUGACAAGAUAACUUUACAAUAAGACUUAAGGUAAAAACAUUUAACCCUAAAAUUAAAAUGCCCCUAACAAAAAGGAAUAAAUUGUAAUUGGAAAAUAAAAA